Molecule: messenger RNA, 1582 nt
Organism: Manacus vitellinus (golden-collared manakin)
Lineage: Eukaryota; Metazoa; Chordata; Aves; Passeriformes; Pipridae
Gene: NALF2
Product: family with sequence similarity 155 member B
Exons: 4
Coding region: 1-663 (220 amino acids)
Biological process (GO): calcium ion import across plasma membrane
Cellular component (GO): plasma membrane
Molecular function (GO): stretch-activated, monoatomic cation-selective, calcium channel activity
Source: RefSeq, a predicted model, not a curated record
AUGACGGUGAGGAUGGGGGUGAGGAUACAGAUGAGUGAGAAGAGGAUGGUGAGGAUGAGGAUGACGGUGAGGAUGAUGAUGGCUGUCUACAAGGCCUGGCUGUGCUCUGAGUACUUCAACGUGACCCAACAACAGUGCCGACAGCGGAUCCCAUGCAAGCAAUACUGCCUGGAGGUGCAGACCAGGUGCCCCUUUGUGUUACCGGACAAUGACGAGCUGAUCUAUGGAGGUUUGCCUGGCUUCAUCUGUACGGGGCUGCUGGAGAACCAGCUGCCCGAUGAGGAGGCCAAGUGCUGCGAGGUGCAAUGGGACUCCUGCGACCACCCCCCAGACAGCAACGACAACACAUCCCCCAAAUCCACGGCGUCAGAGUCACUCCAUUUCCACCGCCACGACCCCCACGUCCAUCACCAGCAGCAGAACCACUACCAUCUCUACCACCACCACCAGUACCACCAGUACCACCAGCCCCGCUCCCCGUCCUUGCUGCCGGUCUCCGCAGGGUCUCGCCUCGGCAGCAGCAGGAUCAGACUGUGCGUGCUGGUCCUGAUGCUUCUCCACACCAUGGUGUCCUUCUCGAGCGUGCACGGCGGCGGCGCGGCCGGGGGGCUUGGCCUGGAGGCCCUGCCCGCCCUGGAGGAGAGCGUGGCACCGGACGAGUGACACGGAGGGCAGGGCCGACCUCCACUGAGAACGCCAGAUCUUUUUCCACUAAGGGGGGCACAUGCUAUUCCUCCAAUGGGAGGCACGGGAUUGGGGGUGACGCACACACACCCCCCAAGAGCUGCUCGCGCGGGGCAUCCCCGUGAUGAAGAGUCUCUAACGCGCACAGGGCUGCGGGACCCGGCCGCUGAGAAGGGUUCGCCUAGUUUACACCGAUCUGAGAACUUGGACAUGGAGCAGUUCCACGAAGAGGGAUCCGAGCCCUCGGAUUGCCGUGAGCAGUGUCCUGUGGAGCUGCUCUGUUGAGGAGCAAAAGCUCCCAGGCAGGCCAGGGGAGGGAGCACAGCCCCAUCCCUGCCUCCAGACAGCCACAUCCUGGAGGAAAUUAGAUUUCUCAUGUCCUGCCAAGAGUUAAGCUGAUUCCAGGCGCCUCUCUCGGAGAUAGGCUCCGUCCAAUCUCGGAGCGACUCGUGUGGAGAGAGAACAGCCCCGUGUGGUGUGUCAGAGUGGCCCUGAGUCACUGGCCCUGCUCGCUGUGUGCUGGGACACUGAGCAGCGCCAGGAGCGCGGGGUGGCCCCGGCUCGGUCCCUGCACCACGUCCAGAUCCCAGAUCUGGCCCAGGGACUAUCCGGAGGGAUGUGUGUCCUUCUCCCUGCCCCUUCUCCCCUGUGCCCUGCUGGCAAUGGAGCGUCCGGCUGGGCUUGGGGGCUUCUAGGGGCACCGAGGUUUGGUGAUGGGGAUUUGGGUUUCCCAGAGAAGCUGUGGCUGCCCCAUCCCUGGAAGUGUUCAGGUUGGAGCAACCUGAGAUAGUGGAAGGUGUCCCUGCCUAUGGCAGGGAGUGGAACAAGAUGAGCUUUAAGGUCCUUUCCAACCAAAACGCAAUCCUAUGAUUACAUGAUUUCCACAGGGCUGCAGGAG